AGUCUUCUCAUGCUGCCUCUGCCACCUUCUCGGUCAGAAGAUACCAGUUCAGCUUUAACACAGCAUGAUCGAAACAUACAGCCAACCUUCUCCCCGAACUGUGGCCACUGGAGCGCCCGUCAGCAUGAAAAUUUUUAUGUAUUUACUUACUAUUUUUCUUAUCACUCAGAUGAUUGGGUCAGCACUUUUUGCUGUGUAUCUUCAUAGGAGGUUGGACAAGAUAGAAGAUGAAGGGAAUCUUCAUGAGGAUUUCGUAUUCAUGAAAAUGAUACAGAGAUGCAACAAAGGAGAAGGGUCCUUAUCCUUACUGAACUGUGAGAAAAUUAGAAGCCAGUUUGAAGGCUUCGUCAAGGAUAUAAUGCUAAGCAAAGAAGAGGAAAAGAAGAAAGAAAAAAACUUUGCAAUGCAAAAAGGUGAUCAGGAACCUCAAACUGCAGCACAUGUCAUAAGUGAGGCCAGUAGUAAAACAGCAUCUGUUCUACAGUGGGCAGAAAAAGGAUAUUACACCAUGAGCAACAACUUGGUAACUCUCGAAAAUGGGAAACAACUGACCGUUAAAAGGCAAGGACUCUAUUAUAUCUAUGCCCAAGUCACCUUCUGUUCCAAUCGGCAAGCUUCGAAUCAAGCUCCGUUUAUAGCCAGCCUCUGCCUGAGGUCCACAAGUGGAUCCGAGAGAAUCUUACUCAGAGCGGCAAAUACCCACAGUUCCUCCAAACCUUGCGGCCAACAAUCCAUUCACUUGGGAGGAGUAUUUGAAUUGCAACCAGGCGCUUCAGUGUUUGUCAACGUGACUGAUCCAAGCCAAGUGAGCCAUGGGACCGGCUUCACAUCUUUUGGCUUACUCAAACUCUGAACAGCAUAACCUCACAGGCUGCGGCUGAGCUGCCGCUGGCAGUCUUCAUAAUACAGCAAAGCAGUUAAGACCACCCCCUGUUGAACUGCCUAUUUAUAACCCUAGGAUCCUCCUCAUGGAGAACUAUUUAUUAUACACCCCAAGGCAUGCAGAGCUGUAAUAAGUGAAUUACA
Molecule: messenger RNA, 1026 nt
Organism: Galeopterus variegatus (Sunda flying lemur)
Lineage: Eukaryota; Metazoa; Chordata; Mammalia; Dermoptera; Cynocephalidae
Gene: CD40LG
Product: CD40 ligand
Exons: 5
Coding region: 65-853 (262 amino acids)
Biological process (GO): immune response
Cellular component (GO): membrane
Molecular function (GO): tumor necrosis factor receptor binding
Source: RefSeq, a predicted model, not a curated record